AUUUUUAUUUCGAAAUCUCUUAUCUUAACUUAAAACAAUUAAACUUAUCUGAAAAGAUCUUAUAUUUUAGAAUUAAUAAAAAAGUUUUAGAUUUUUCAAACCGCCAGCGGUUCGUAUUUUAUUUCUAAACUUUCCCGCAGAAUUUAGCGGAUAUUCGUUGUAGCAAAAUGAGAAUUCCACGUAAUAGUUGAGCUGAAGGUGAGGUAGCCAAUCCAAAAUUUCUGUCAAUACCACUCCCGCCAUGAACACUCUUUCUAUCCUCUCGCUUCCUCCCCUUUUCCCCACAACCAAACACUGCCAGAUCUCUCACUGUCACUCUCUCGCUCAAUCUCUCCCUUUCUGUCGCCCCAAAUCCAUCCUCUCUCCACUUUCCUUCCGUCUCUCUUUCAAAUCCCGACGCUCUCCCUUCUCCUCAGAACCCAAACUCUCCGACGCCGACGAAGAACUCGAAGAUGACGAAGACGACGACGACGACGAUUACGAAGCUGCCGACGAAUACGACGACGUUUCAGGCGAAGUUUCGGACGAUAUCCAACAGAGUGCAGACGAAGUUGAAAUCUCGGUGGAUUUUUCGAACCGGCGCAAGGAAUCCACGUGGCAACGUGUCGAGAGGCUCUGUAACCUAGUUAGAGAAUUCGGCCAGGAAAUGAUUGACGUUGAUGCACUCGCUGAUAUUCACGAUUUUCGCAUUGAUAAGUUUCAGAGAAUAGCCAUAGAAGCAUUUUUGAGGGGUUCAUCGGUGGUGGUUUCAGCGCCAACAAGUAGUGGAAAGACCUUAAUUGCGGAAGCUGCGGCCGUGGCAACGGUAGCCAGGGGAAGCAGGUUAUUCUAUACAACUCCGCUUAAGGCAUUGUCCAAUCAGAAGUUUCGACAGUUCAGGGAGACAUUUGGGGAUAACAAUGUCGGGCUUCUCACAGGAGAUUCUGCUGUCAACAAGGAUGCACAGGUUUUAGUCUUGACUACAGAGAUUUUGCGCAACAUGUUGUAUAAUAGUGUUGGAAUGGCUUCUUCUGGGAGUGGUUUUUUUCAUGUUGAUGUGAUUGUUCUCGAUGAGGUUCAUUAUUUAAGUGACAUAUCUCGGGGUACUGUGUGGGAGGAGAUAGUGAUUUAUUGCCCAAAAGAAGUUCAACUUAUAUGUCUGUCAGCGACAGUUGCAAAUCCAGAUGAGCUAGCUGGUUGGAUUGGUCAGAUUCAUGGUAAAACAGAGCUGGUAACAUCAUCCUGGCGUCCAGUUCCAUUGACUUGGCACUUCUCAACGAAGACUUCCUUAUUGCCUCUUCUUAACGAAAAAGGAACACACAUGAAUAGGAAGCUGUCACUCAAUUAUUUACAACUUUCUGCUUCAGGAGUUAAAUCUUACAGGGAUGAUGGAUCUAGAAGAAGAAAUUCACGACGGCGUGGAAGAAAUGGGAGCCUUGAUGGUAUAGUUAGCAUGUCUGAGCAGCCUCUUUCAAAGAAUGACAAAAACAUGAUUCGCCGUUCACAGGUUCCUCAAGUUGUUGAUACACUAUGGCACCUCAAAGCAAAGGACAUGCUUCCAGCAAUUUGGUUUAUUUUUAAUAGGAGAGGUUGUGAUGCAGCUGUGCAGUAUGUUGAAGACUGCAGCCUUUUGGAUGAGUGUGAGAUGAGUGAGGUAGAACUUGCGUUGAAGAAGUUUCGCCUUCAAUAUCCUGAUGCUGUGAGGGAGACUGCAGUCAAAGGACUUAUUAGAGGGGUUGCUGCACAUCAUGCUGGUUGUCUUCCGCUAUGGAAAUCAUUUGUUGAAGAGCUGUUUCAGCGAGGACUUGUUAAGGUCGUAUUUGCUACAGAAACCCUGGCGGCUGGAAUCAACAUGCCUGCUAGGACAGCUGUUAUUUCAUCUCUUAGCAAAAGGACAAGCAGCGGACGUAUCCAGUUAAGCCCUAAUGAAUUGCUCCAAAUGGCAGGGCGCGCUGGACGUAGAGGCAUAGAUGAAAGGGGUCAUGUUGUGAUAGUGCAGACUCCUUACGAAGGUGGUGAAGAGUGCUGCGAGCUUCUAUUUUCUGGAGUUGAACCCCUUGUGUCACAGUUCACUGCUUCUUAUGGAAUGGUGUUGAAUCUUCUGGGAGGAGCAAAAGUUACUCGUAGGCCUAAUGAAUCAGACCAAUUGAAUGCUUUACAAGGAAGGAGAACUUUGGAAGAGGCAAGGAAGUUAGUGGAGCAAAGUUUUGGAAACUACUUGGGCAGCAAUGUAAUGCUUGCUGCGAAAGAGGAGCUUGCUAAAAUAGAGAAAGAGAUUGAAGCAUUGACUUCCGAAAUUAGUGAUGAUGCCAUAGAUAGAAAAAGCAGGAAACUUCUGUCAGAGGUGGCAUAUAAGGAGAUUGCAGAUCUACAAGAGGAAUUAAGGGCAGAAAAACGCCUUAGGACUGAAUUACGAAGAAGAAUGGAAUUGAAGAGAUUUUCUGCUUUGAAACCUCUCUUGAAGGAGUUUGAAAAUGGACACCUCCCCUUCAUUUGCUUGCAGUAUAGGGAUUCUGAAGGAGUUCAAAACGUAGUUCCUGCUGUUUAUCUGGGGAAGGUUGAGUUGCUGGAUGGGUCAAAACUUAAAAAGAUGGUGUCUGCUGAUGAUUCUUUUGCAAUGGGCAGUGUUGGAUCUGAGUUAAAUGCUGGUAAGCCUGACACUAAUCAAGAUGUUGAACCAACUUACUAUGUGGCUCUUGGUUCAGAUAACUCCUGGUAUCUAUUUACAGAGAAGUGGAUUAAAACUGUUUAUAGGACUGGCUUUCCUGAUGUUGCUUUAACUCAGGGGGAUGCUUUGCCUCGGGAAAUAAUGAGGACACUUCUUGAUAAGGAGGAGCUGCAGUGGGAAAAAGUUGCUGACUCUGAGCUUGGUGGUUUAUGGUACGCAGAGGGAUCUCUAGAGACAUGGUCCUGGAGUCUAAACGUGCCAGUUUUAAGUAGUCUUUCUGAAAGCGAUGAGGUGUUGCAUAUGUCGGAAGAAUACGAUGAAUCUGUAGAACAUUACAGGGAACAAAGGAACAAAGUAGCACGUUUGAAGAAAAAGAUAGCCCGUACAGAAGGCUUCAGAGAAUAUAAAAAAAUCUUGGAUAUGGCUAGGUUUACCGAGGAAAAGAUAAAGCGGUUGAAGGCUAGAUCAAAUCACUUGACCAAUAGAAUGGAGCGAAUCGAGCCGUCUGGUUGGAAGGAGUUUGUCCAAAUCAGCAAUGUGAUUCAUGAAACAAGGGCAUUAGAUAUAAAUACGCACGUAAUAUUCCCUCUUGGUGAAACUGCAGCUGCAAUAAGAGGAGAAAAUGAACUGUGGCUGGCAAUGGUCCUUCGAAAUAAAAUCUUACUGGAGUUGAAGCCUGCACAACUUGCCGCUGUGUGUGCAAGUUUAGUUUCUGAGGGGAUCAAGGUUCGUGUUUGGAAAAAUAAUAACUACAUAUAUGAACCUUCCUCUACUGUCCUAAAUGUCAUUGGUUUAUUGGAUGAACAAAGAAACUCCUUUCUGCAACUUGAAGAGAAGCAUGGGGUAGAGAUACCUUGCUGUUUGGAUGGCCAGUUUUCUGGAAUGGUCGAAGCCUGGGCAUCCGGCCUAUCUUGGAGGGAAUUGAUGAUGGAUUGUGCCAUGGAUGAGGGUGAUUUAGCUCGCCUUUUAAGACGAACCAUCGACCUUUUGGCUCAGAUUCCCAAGUUGCCUGAUAUUGAUCCGUUGCUGCAAAACAAUGCAACAACUGCAUCUGAUGUCAUGGACCGUCCACCCAUAAGCGAGCUCGCCGGAUGAUAUCCCUUUGCCUUGUCGGUUAACACGUAAUAAUUAU
Messenger RNA from Theobroma umbraticum, 3779 nucleotides. RefSeq names its product DEAD/DEAH box helicase (gene EMB25). Gene Ontology annotation, cellular component: Ski complex. Gene Ontology annotation, biological process: nuclear-transcribed mRNA catabolic process, 3'-5' exonucleolytic nonsense-mediated decay. The record is from RefSeq and is a predicted model, not a curated record. Gene Ontology annotation, molecular function: ATP binding; nucleic acid binding. Lineage: Eukaryota; Viridiplantae; Streptophyta; Magnoliopsida; Malvales; Malvaceae.